This is a messenger RNA of Saccoglossus kowalevskii, 378 nucleotides long. RefSeq lists its product as uncharacterized. NCBI's taxonomy places the organism in Eukaryota, Metazoa, Hemichordata, Enteropneusta, Harrimaniidae. The record is from RefSeq and is a predicted model, not a curated record.
AUGUUUCUAGCGUACCCUAAUCCAUGCUUGGCUGGUCGCCUGAUUCCUAUAGUUCUAGGGUACUCUAAUCCAUGCUGGGCUGGUCACCUUAUGUCCAUGGUACUAGGCUACCCUAAUCCAUGCUGGGCUGGUCACCUUAUUUCCAUGGUUCUAGGGUACCUUAAUCCAUGCUGGGCGGGUCACCUUAUUUCUAUGGUACUAGGCUACCCUAAUCCAUGCUGGGCUGGUCAUCUUAUUUCCAUGGUACUAGAGUACCCUAAUCUAUGCUGGGCUGGUCACCUUAUUUCCAUUGUACUGAGGUACCCUAAUCCAUGCUGGGUUGGUCCCCUGAUUCCUAUAGUUCUAGUAUGCCUAAUCGAUGCUGGGCUGGUCACCUGA